AUGGAGCCGAAGGAAAGCGCGCAACCGAGGGACGUCCCUUUCCUGCCCCGCCUCUCGGCCAGAAAUGCAGCGUGGGAGCGGAGUCUCUCUUCAUGCGCAGUGAUGUUGGUUGGCGGAGUUGCGCGGGGGGAGCCUCGGAACAAAGGAUACAUCUGGGGUGUCAAGGCUGAGGGAGAACCAUCUGAAGUCUCACUGGCAAAAAAUGGGGAGAAGGUGCAGGAGCAGAAACUGAGGAGUCAAGAUGGAGCAAAGAGACAAGAGGAGAGAGAGACUCACACAGGGGACAAACCUUAUAAAUGCUUGGAGUGUGGAAAGAGCUUCCGGUGGAGUAGCGCCCUUACUUUGCAUCACAGGACUCAUACAGGAGACAAACCUUAUAAAUGCUUUGAGUGUAGAAAGAGCUUCAGUCACAGUGGCCACCUUACUUUGCAUCAAAGAAUUCACACAGGGAACAAACCUUAUAAAUGUUUGGAGUGUGGAAAGAGCUUCAGUCAGAGUAGCACCCUUACUUCGCAUCGCAGAACUCAUACAGGGGAGAAAGCAUAUAAAUGCUUGGAGUGUGGAAAGAGCUUCAGUCGGAAAGGCCACCUUAGCUCGCAUCACAAAGCUCAUACAGGGGAGAAACCUUAUAAAUGCUUGGAGUGUAGAAAGAGCUUCAGUCACAGUGGCCACCUUACUUUGCAUCAAAGAAUUCACACAGGGAACAAACCUUAUAAAUGUUUGGAGUGUGGAAAGAGCUUCAGUCAGAGUAGCACCCUUACUUCGCAUCGCAGAACUCAUACAGGGGAGAAACCUUAUAAAUGCUUGGAGUGUGGAAAGAGCUUCAGUCGGAAAGGCCACCUUACCUCGCAUCACAAAACUCAUACAGGGGAGAAACCUUAUAAAUGCUUGGAGUGUGGAAAGAGCUUCAGUGACAGUAGUGCCCUUACGGUGCAUCAAAGAACUCACACAGGUGACAAACCUUAUAAAUGCUUGGAGUGUGGAAAGAGCUUCAGUCAGAGUGGCCACCUUACUUCGCAUCACAAAACUCACACAGGAGAUAAACCUUAUAAAUGCUUGGAGUGUGGAAAGAGCUUCCGGUGGAGUAGCGCCCUUACUUUGCAUCACAGGACUCAUACAGGAGACAAACCUUAUAAAUGCUUGGAGUGUGGAAAGACCUUCUGUCGGAGUGGCACCCUAACUUUGCAUCAAAGAAUUCACACAGGGAACAAACCUUAUAAAUGUUUGGAGUGUGGAAAGAGCUUCAGUCGGAGUGACAAGCUUAUUUCGCAUCACAGAACUCAUACAGGGGAGAAUCCUUAUAAAUGCCUGGAGUGUGGAAAGACCUUCUGUCAGAGUGGCACCCUAACUUUGCAUCAAAAAACUCAUACAGGGAACAAAACUUAUAAAUGUUUGGAGUGUGGAAAGAGCUUCAGUCGGAGUGACCACCUUACUUUGCAUCACAAAACUCACACAGGAGACAAACCUUAUAAAUGCUUCGAGUGUGGAAAGAGCUUCAGUCAGAGUAGCACCCUUACUUUGCAUCACAGGACUCAUACAGGAGACAAACCUUAUAAAUGCUUUGAGUGUGGAAAGAGCUUCAGUCAGAGCAGGACCCUUACUUCGCAUCAAAGAACUCACACAGGAGACAAACUUUAUACAUCAAUGGAGCCGAAGGAAAGCGCGCAACCGAGGGACGUCCUUUUCCUGCCCCGCCUCUCGGCCAGAAAUGCAGCGUGGGAGCGGAGACUCUCUUCAUGCGCAGUGAUGUUGGUUGGUGGAGUUGCGCGGGGGAAGCCUCGGAACAAAGGAUACAUCUGGGGUGUCAAGGCUGAGGGAGAACCAUCUGAAGUCUCACUGGCAAAAAAUGGGGAGAAGGUGCAGGAGCAGAAACUGAGGAGUCAAGAUGGAGCAAAGAAACAAGAGGAGAGAGAGACUCACACAGGGGACAAACCUUAUAAAUGCUUGGAGUGUGGAAAGAGCUUCCGGUGGAGUAGCGCCCUUACUUUGCAUCACAGGACUCAUACAGGAGACAAACCUUAUAAAUGCUUUGAGUGUAGAAAGAGCUUCAGUCACAGUGGCCACCUUACUUUGCAUCAAAGAAUUCACACAGGGAACAAACCUUAUAAAUGUUUGGAGUGUGGAAAGAGCUUCAGUCGGAGUGACAAGCUUACUUCGCAUCGCAGAACUCAUACAGGGGAGAAACCUUAUAAAUGCUUGGAGUGUGGAAAGAGCUUCCAGUGGAGUAGCGCCCUUACUUUGCAUCACAGGACUCAUACAGGAGACAAACCUUAUAAAUGCUUUGAGUGUAGAAAGAGCUUCAGUCACAGUGGCCACCUUACUUUGCAUCAAAGAAUUCACACAGGGAACAAACCUUAUAAAUGUUUGGAGUGUGGAAAGAGCUUCAGUCGGAGUGACAAGCUUACUUCGCAUCGCAGAACUCAUACAGGGGAGAAACCUUAUAAAUGUUUGGAGUGUGGAAAGAGCUUCAGUCGGAAAGGCCACCUUACCUCGCAUCACAAAACUCAUACAGGGGAGAAACCUUAUAAAUGCUUGGAGUGUGGAAAGAGCUUCAGUGACAGUAGUGCCCUUACGGUGCAUCAAAGAACUCACACAGGUGACAAACCUUAUAAAUGCUUGGAGUGUGGAAAGAGCUUCAGUCAGAGUGGCCACCUUACUUCGCAUCACAAAACUCACACAGGAGAUAAACCUUAUAAAUGCUUGGAGUGUGGAAAGAGCUUCCGGUGGAGUAGCGCCCUUACUUUGCAUCACAGGACUCAUACAGGAGACAAACCUUAUAAAUGCUUGGAGUGUGGAAAGACCUUCUGUCGGAGUGGCACCCUAACUUUGCAUCAAAGAAUUCACACAGGGAACAAACCUUAUAAAUGUUUGGAGUGUGGAAAGAGCUUCAGUCGGAGUGACAAGCUUACUUCGCAUCACAGAACUCAUACAGGGGAGAAUCCUUAUAAAUGCUUGGAGUGUGGAAAGACCUUCUGUCAGAGUGGCACCCUAACUUUGCAUCAAAGAAGUCAUACAGGGAACAAACCUUAUAAAUGUUUGGAGUGUGGAAAGAGCUUCAGUCGGAGUGACCACCUUACUUUGCAUCACAGGACUCAUACAGGAGACAAACCUUAUAAAUGCUUCGAGUGUGGAAAGAGCUUCAGUCAGAGUAGCACCCUUACUUUGCAUCACAGGACUCAUACAGGAGACAAACCUUAUAAAUGCUUUGAGUGUGGAAAGAGCUUCAGUCAAAGCAGGACCCUUACUUCGCAUCAAAGAACUCACACAGGAGACAAACUUUAUACAUGCUAGUAGUGUUGAAAGACUUUUUGUCAGAAUGGUACCUUCGGGCACAUCAAAGCAUCCAUACAAGGGAAGAGAUGUAUAAAUGCUUUGAAUGUGGAAAAAGUUUUAAGCAGAGUUCAACUCUUUCUGUGCAUCAAAGGAUCCAUAUGGAGAAGCCGGGCUACCAACAGGAGUUUUAUGGGGAGUUUCAGACCCCUGAGAAUCUUCUUCUCUUGGCUUAACCACAGACUAUUCCACUUCCCUUCACCAGCUAUCUUGGUGGCCUGUCAGUUUCUUCUUUGCAGAGAUGGAGAGGUUUUGGCUUUUACAGAGAUGGGUGAGCAUCCAAGAUGGAUCUGUUGAGCUCUAGUCUGCACAGGCAAGGCAGAAUUAGCUUGCUGCACAGGACACAGAGGUUUACUGACAAAACAGUUCCAGUAAGGCGGCAAACAGGAAUGAAGAACUCCGACACAGUCCAGCUUCGUGCCAGUAACAGAAAUCUUUAUCAACGUGCAGUUUAACAAAUACAUUCACCAACAUUACAUGCUCCUACUGUCCCCCCACACAGCCUGGCUCUCUAGGCUUCUAAUUUAUAACCAGCACCUUAGGUCAGUUGCAGCUGUGUGUCCUUGACUAAUUGCAUAGCGUUUAACCCAUUCCCAACCUGUGGAAUGACUCAGCUAAACAUGAGCCAACAGCCCCCACCUCAUUCCACAUGUUGGGUGUUGCUCCGCAAUUCCUGUUUUUACAUUUUACAUACUUUUGUUUUACAUUUCAUUUUACAUUUACAUUUUAUAUUUACAAUAGUCUUGUUACAUAUACAUAUACUCAAUACUGUUUUUAUACAUGCAGUCUCAGUCCCAUUUGAGUCCCAGCAUCUUUGAGAGUUGUACAUGCUUAUCUGCACAGAGUGGCUUUGUGAGAAUGUCUUUUCUUGUCGUUUCACAGUGGUGUAUCUCUAUAAGCCCACUUUGUACACAGUCUCUCACAUGGUGGUAGCGAACACUAAUGUGUUUCAUCCGUUUGGUGUUGCUUUCUGAUUUAGCCAUGUGUAUACAUGCUUGAUUGUCCUCCUUAAUGGUAUAUGGGGUGCCUAUGAUUAGUUCAAUAUCCUGUAAUAAUUGUUGGUACCAGAGGAGCUCAUUGCAUGCUAUAGAUAGGCAGAUGUACUCAGCCUCAGUACUGGAAACGGCUACAACUGAUUGUUUCCUGCUAGUCCACUCAAUCAGAGACCCCUGUAUCAUGAUAGCUAUCCCUGAUGUGGAUUUUCUAGUAGUGGGGUCAGAUGCAUGGUCUGCAUCUGCAUAACAUACAACACCAUUCUCCUGACUAGCAGAGAUUAUCAGUUUUAUGCCAUAGGUACCCUUAAGAUAUCGGAUCACCCUUUUUAAGCCCUUCCAAUCAUACUCCGUGGGAUUUGACACUCUUCUGCCUAGUAUUCCUACUGCAUUGCUGAUAUCCAGACGGGAUAUGUUUGCAAUGUAUAACAGUUUGCCAACCAUACUUCUGAACAUACUGGGAUUGGAGAUCGCCUGACUAUCCUGUUCCCUUUGGAAAUCUACCACCAUGGGAGUGUUCACCGGUUUGCAUUCCAUCAUGUCUAUCUCUUUGAGUAUUUGUAUUAUUUUUGCAGUUUGAUGCAGCAGGAAACUGCCAUCUGUCUGCCUCAGUAUCUCAGUUCCCAGGUAUUGUUUUAUGGGACCUAGACACUUGAUAUUGAUCUGUUGUUGCAAUUGAGAGCUGAAUGCUUUCUCCUGAUAUUCAGAUCCACAUACAUACAUAAUAUCAUCUACAAAGACUAGGCAGAAUGAUUUUUCUCCACCUGUAUCACAAUGAUAUAGGCAAGGGUCAGCUACACUACGUAUGAAUGCCAUUUCAGUCAGAAUGUCAUGUAAUUUCUUGUUCCAACAUCGGGUGCUUUGCUUAAGCCCAUAAAUAGACUUUUGUAAGUGGCAGACAAGAGCUGGAUUCUCUAUAUGACCAGGGGGUUGCUCCAUGUAUAUGGUUUCCUGGAGUUCCCCAUACAGGAACGCAGUAUCUACAUCAUAAUGAUAUACUUGCAUAUUCCUGGUGGCUGCCACCUUCAGCAUAAGCCGAAUUGUCUCAAACUUCACUACGGGUGCAAAUACUGCAUCAUAGUCAAAGCCAUACCGUUGAUCGAAACUCUUAGCCACUAAAUGUGCUCUGUAACGCUGUGGCUGUCCUGCACUGUCCUUCUUUAUUUUAAAAAUCCACUUGCACCCUAUAGCCUUUUUGUUAUAAGGCAGGGUUUCCAGUAUCCAGGUACCAUUUCGGGACAUAGCUUGCAGUUCCUCUUGCAUGGCAAUAUGCCAUAGCUGUGCUUCUGUGGCAGGCAAAUUAAUGACGUCCUCAUAGGAUGUCGGCUCUGUAAUGCCAGAUACAACAUUUACUGUGUAUCUUUUCGGCGGUUGACCCAGAUUAGCUCUUUUUGAUCUCCUUGGUAUGUGUGUAGGUUCUUCUAUUGGUACUUCUGGACUUUCUGUUUGUGCUAUGUUUUGUUCUAUCUCUUCAACAUUCUGACAUUCAUCUGUUCUUUCCUCUGCCUCUUGUUUAAUUUCAGUUUCUGCAAUUUCUACAAUUCCCCCUCCCCUCUCUUCCUGGGGAUCAGGUUUAACGUUUAUUUCCUGUUGCUCAUCUUGUGUGCUAUCUAUGUUUAUUUCUACAUGUUGUGUACUGUCUUCUCAGUCUUGCUCCUGUGUUUUAACACUUCUACACACAUGUAAACGUUUUUCUUUCAUUAACCAGACUCUGUGAUAUGCUCCCUCAAAGCCAAGAUAGUAACCCUUUAACGCUCUCGGACCUUGUUUGCCUUUACGUUGAGGUUUGGGAAUAUGUGCCCAACAUAUUGCUCCAAAUUUCUUUACAUGGUUUAGAUAAGGCUUUCUGUUAAACAUCUUUUCAUAAGGUGUACAAUCCACAGUACUUUUAUAUACCCUGUUCAACAGAAAAUUAGCAUAAAUUGCACAUUCACCCCAGAAAUCCCUGGUAAGUUUGGAGUCUGCUAACAUCGCUCUCACAGUGUCCUGUAAAAAUCUAUGAUAUCUCUCUGCAACACCGUCCUGAUGUGGCGCAAAAGGAGCUGUUAAUUCGUGUUUUAUUCCUUUUCUGUACAGAUAUUUUUGCAGAGUUGAGGAGAGAAAUUCCCCUCCUCUAUCCGACCUGAAUGUAGCUAUCCUGGUUUUGAAUCUCGCCUCUACCCAUUCCACAAAAUGCUGUAACUUCCCAGCGGCUUGUGCUUUGUUAUUCAAUAGGUAAACAAAAGCGUAUCUUGAAUAGUCUUCGACCAACACAAAAUAAAAUUUUGCAUUUCCUUUUGACUGUUUAAAGGGACCGGCCAGAUCCAUGUGGAUUAACUGAAAUGGCCUUUGCGUGCUAAUUAGCCUUUCUUUGUGUAUGGGAGCUGCAGUUGAUUUCCAUUCACUGCAAACGUCACAGUCCUCAUACUGCUUACAAGGUUUGAACUGUAAGUCUGCACUAUGAUUCAUUGUUUUUAGUAGAGUAGCAUAACUUACAUGUCCCAAUCUUCUAUGAUACAAAUGUAUACAUUUUUCAUGCUUUCGUUUGUUUCUUACUGUGUUUACACAUUGUGGGGCUUCAUCAUUUACUAUGAACAAGGCUUCUUUGAACUUUCCUAUCACACAAAUCUUAUUCCCUUUAGCUAUUGUGCAUUUCCCUUUGUCAAAGUUAACAACAUAAUUCAUAGCAUUUAACUUGGCUACUGACAUAAUAUUUCUGUCCAUACUGGGAACAUAAAGCACAUUUGUAACUAGCGUUUUUAAACAUUUUAAAUAUAUCACUCCUACCCCUUUAACUUGAUGACAGCUUCCAUCCGCCAAAUAAACUUUCUGGUUCUUUGUUGGGGUCAGGAUUUUAAACUGUUUUUCAUUAUUUACUAGAAAAUGACUUGCUCCCGAGUCUACAGCCCAGGAUGUGUUUUGCAGUUCAUUGUCCUUGUCUUUAGUGCCAACGACAUGCACUUUAAACGGGUCUUUCUCGCUUUGUUGCAAUCUUCUUUUCAUCUCUGGCUGGCAUUGUCUGCGUAGAUGAGUUGUGGAGCCGCAUCUGUAGCAACGUUUCACUCCAUACGCCAUCGGUCUUUGUGCAUUCCGCUCCGGGUUUUCUUUGUUGCUCUGUUUACUUUUCUCUUGUCGGCGUUCUGCUUCUUGAAGUAGUUUGUUUGUGAUGUACGUCAUGCUGAGGUCCGCAUCCGGAAGACUUUCUAACGCACUUAUCACUCCUUCCCAGGAAUCAUUUAGAGUAGACAGUGUAAUAUAUGCCAUCUGUUCCUGUGUAUGCUGCAUGUCCAUUUCGUGCAGGUCGGCAAACAAAUGUUGUAAGUUCUGUAAAUGCCUCUGCAUGGACUCUCCCUCUUUGUAACGGGUCUGGUACAGUCUUUUAGCAAGUAAAACUUUAGAGCCUGCAGUUUUUCUCACAUGUACAGCACGUAAAACAUUCCAAACUUCCUUUGCUGUGUUUAAGCCUCUGAUAUGUAUUAACUGUUCAUUCUCCAGAGCUAGGAUAAGCAGAGCUUUAGCUUUCUCUGCUGCUCUUAUCCACUCUGCCGGUGGGGCUGCUGGGGGGUCUUCUGCAACAGUGUGCCAGACACCCUCCUUCACCAGCAGCAUUUCAGUCUUUACCUUCCAGUAGGAGUAGUUGGUGCUUCCCAGCCUCUCCAAGGGAAAAGACGCGCUUCCAAACGCUGCCAUUCUUCUCACCCUUCUCGGCUGUUCUGUUCUGUUGCACUUUGUAAUUCUUUGCCUGUUGCACAACCUCACAAGAUCAUUGUGUCAGCUGCAAUGACUGGGCCCAUAACCCUUUGUUGAGCUCUAGUCUGCACAGGCAAGGCAGAAUUAGCUUGCUGCACAGGACACAGAGGUUUACUGACAAAACAGUUCCAGUAAGGCAGCAAACAGGAAUGAAGAACUCCGACACAGUCCAGCUUUGUGCCAGUAACAGAAAUCUUUAUCAACGUGCAGUUUAACAAAUACAAAUACAUUCACCAACAUUACAUGCUCCUACUAUCCCCCCACACAGCCUGGCUCUCUAGGCUUCUAAUGUAUAACCAGCACCUUAGAUCAGUUGCAGCUGUGUGUCCUUGACUAAUUGCAUAGCUUUUAACCCAUUCCCAACCUGUGGAAUGACUCAGCUAAACAUGAGCCAACAGGAUCCUGAGGCCAAGGUGGCUGCAGAAGCCAAAAUGGCCUCUCCAUUGUCCAGUUUUUCCCCAUCGUAUCCCCCCCGGCAUUUUCUAGCUGCCAAAUUCAAUAUUCAAUUAAUGACAUUUCAUGUAUUACUUUAUCUACUUCCUCUACAUCCUCCUCCUGUCAUUGUUAUCUCCAUGUUUAUCAUUUAAACAUCAGUUUUUGUGAUAUAGAUAGUAAUCUUUGUCACACAGUGUCUAAUACACCACAAAACCAACUGGACUAUUACAUAUAUGAGCAUAAACAAGCAUAAUCUUAUAAGGCUGUGAAAGGAAGUAGAGCAAAAGUUAUAAUCAUGUGCCAAAUUCUUGCUAACAAGGACACAUAUUAUCCAGGGAGGUAUAAAGGAAAUGAGGAGGGGGGAAAUUGGAGUAGUUUGCAUGAGAAAAGAGGAGAAAAAGUUAUCUUGACAUGCAUAUCUUUAGGAAAUGUAGUUGCAUGUUUAUGCCAAAAAAGGAAUAUCUAUGCCAAUUUAUUGUAUUAAGCGACAUAUGCUUAUGUAUCAUCAUGUGAUGGUUGUGUAAUCAACGUAUCCUUGAAAACAGUAUAUAAUGAUGCUGUGUGGCACAUGAUGGGGGGCUUGCACUGAGAUUCUGUCUCUGGGAAACCUCCCAUGCAAUU
Molecule: messenger RNA, 9107 nt
Organism: Rhineura floridana
Lineage: Eukaryota; Metazoa; Chordata; Lepidosauria; Squamata; Rhineuridae
Product: zinc finger protein 91-like
Exons: 4
Coding region: 1-3291 (1096 amino acids)
Source: RefSeq, a predicted model, not a curated record